Molecule: messenger RNA, 1770 nt
Organism: Onychomys torridus (southern grasshopper mouse)
Lineage: Eukaryota; Metazoa; Chordata; Mammalia; Rodentia; Cricetidae
Gene: Syt13
Product: synaptotagmin 13
Exons: 6
Coding region: 125-1405 (426 amino acids)
Biological process (GO): cellular response to calcium ion; regulation of calcium ion-dependent exocytosis; calcium-ion regulated exocytosis
Molecular function (GO): clathrin binding; calcium ion binding; phosphatidylserine binding
Source: RefSeq, a predicted model, not a curated record
AGCCAUCCUCCCUCUCGGCUGGCUGCGUCCCCGCCCUCGGAGUCUGGAGAGCUGCUGGAGCCCGGCGGGAGCGCGAGGUGCAGGAGGCCGGCGGGAGGCGGGCGAGCCGCGGGAAGCAGGCACCAUGGUGCUGUCGGUGCCUGUGAUCGCGCUGGGCGCCACGCUGGGCACUGCCACCAGCAUCCUUGCGCUGUGCGGGGUCACCUGCCUGUGCCGACAUAUGCACCCUAAGAAGGGGUUGCUUCCACGGGACGGCGAGCCCGACCCUGAGAAGGCGAGGCCGGGCGUGCUUCGGCCGACCCAACAGUUCAACGUUAAAAAGUCAACGGAGCCUGUCCAGCCUCGACCUCUUCUUAAGUUCCCAGACAUCUAUGGUCCCCGGCCAGCUGUGACAGCCCCAGAAGUCAUCAACUACGCAGACUAUACCCUGGGGACCACAGAGGAGCCUGGUGCACCUGCCAGUCCCCAGGCCCAGAGUGACAGUCGUCUCAAGAGGCAGGUCACAGAGGAGCUGUUCAUCCUUCCUCAGAAUGGUGUGGUGGAGGAUGUCUGUGUCAUGGAGACCUGGAACCCAGAGAAGGCUGCUACCUGGAACCAGGCACCCAAACUCCACUUUCGCCUGGACUAUGACCAGAAGAAGGCCGAGUUAUUUGUGACUAGCCUGGAAGCUGUCACCAGUGACCACGAAGGAGGCUGUGACUGUUACAUCCAAGGCAGCGUGGCUGUCAAGACCGGUUCUGUGGAGGCACAGACAGCUCUGAAGAAACGGCAGCUGCACACCACCUGGGAGGAGGGCCUAGCCCUGCCCCUGGGUGAGGAUGAGCUCCCCACAGCCACCCUGUUGCUCACCCUGCGGACCUGUGACCGCUUCUCCCGCCACAGUGUGAUUGGGGAACUCCGCCUGGGUCUGGAUGGAGCAUCUGUGCCCCUGGGAGCGGCACAGUGGGGUGAGCUGAAGAGCACAGCAAAGGAACCGUCUGCAGGGACCGGGGAGGUCCUUCUGUCCAUCAGCUACCUCCCGGCUGCCAAUCGCCUCCUGGUGGUGCUGAUUAAAGCCAAGAACCUCCACUCCAACCAAUCCAAGGAGCUUCUGGGCAAGGAUGUCUCUGUCAAGGUGACCUUGAAGCACCAGGCUCAGAAGCUGAAGAAGAAACAGACGAAACGGGCCAAGCACAAGAUCAACCCUGUGUGGAAUGAGAUGAUCAUGUUUGAGCUGCCAGAUGACCUGCUGCGGGCAUCCAGUGUGGAGCUGGAGGUGCUGGGCCAGGGAGAGGAGGGCCCGAGCUGUGAGCUGGGUCACUGCAGCCUAGGCCUGCAUGCCUCGGGCUCUGAGCGCAGCCACUGGGAGGAGAUGCUAAAAAACCCACGCCGGCAGAUCGCCAUGUGGCACCAAUUACAUCUGUAGUCGGCUGCUAACCACCAACCUCGUCCUUCUUGGGCCUGGUCAUCCUCCAGGCUCAGCUGCCAAUCGCCCCCUCCUACCCCUGCCCACAUGCCUACACCUGAAGACAGAUGCAGAUGUGUUGGCUGAAGCCAGGAUCUCAUUCCUCUCUAUAUAUAUAUUCCCAAUACUAAAAUGUGAGCAGAGUCACCAGGGCAGUGAGUGUGAUUGGCGCAUCAGGAUCACUCAGAAGACUGUAUCUUUCUCAUCUGUGUUAUGAAAAAAAGAUGCGUGUCAGGUACACUCUGUGGGCAGCAGUCUCUGCUCACUUUAGUCUAAAGCAGUAGUUCUCAACUUGUGGGGCCUGACCUCCUUGGCAAACCUCUGUC